ACUUUCUCACCACUUCCUUUUCAAUACUUACUUUCUACUAUAUUGAAGAAGAAAAUAUGGGUGUGAAAGGCAAGUUGAUUGCCUCAGUAGAGGUGAAGUGUGGAGGACACCCGAUUCAUGACAUUUUUCACACCAAUACUCAUCAUAUAUGCAACAUAAGUCCCGGUAAGAUCCAAAAAUUUGAUAUUCAUGAAGGUGAAACCGUAAAAGUUGGUUCGAUUGUUAACUGGAAAUAUAAUGACGAUGGAAAAGAUAAGAUCUGUAAGCAAGUGAUUGAAGCCGUAGAUCAUGAGAAGAAAUCAAUCACUUGGAAAGUAAUUGGAGGAGAUCUAUUAGAGUUGUACAAUUCCUUCAUUAUUACCUCAUCCCAUGACCACCAAUGGACUACAUGGACAUUCGUGUACGAGAAGAAAACUGAAGACACCCCAGAGCCUCUCGUUCUCUUGGGUUUUGUCCUACAUGUGACCAAAGAUAUAGAGGGUCACCUUCUCAAGUAAUCUAAUCUAUGCUAUUCAAUGGCUCAUAGCCAUAUAUAUGUAUGUUAAUACACAUAUAUAUGUGUGUGUGAUGAGUAUUUGGAAAUAUUGGCUAGUUCUAGCUAGCUACGUGUGAAAUAAAGAAUGUUGUGUUUGAAGAUAUAUAUUAUAUAUGCACUCUCCUUCUAUGGAUGUAUUUCUAAUGGUGAAUAUAUGUAAGAUAUUUUGAAUUUUGCAAGUGUGAGCUUUACCUGUAAAAAGACGAUAUGUUUAUUAGUGUGUUAUUCUCA
Messenger RNA from Nicotiana tabacum (common tobacco), 766 nucleotides. Its product is annotated as kirola. The record is from RefSeq and is a predicted model, not a curated record. NCBI's taxonomy places the organism in Eukaryota, Viridiplantae, Streptophyta, Magnoliopsida, Solanales, Solanaceae. Gene Ontology annotation, biological process: defense response.